CCCCAAUUUAGCGACUUUUUGAAAUUGCCGACUAUCAAAAAUUCCAAGCGGCCCGCGCAACACCAUCAACUUCGUCGUCGUCAAUCCCACGUAGUCGAACCAGCCGUCAAAAUGAGCGCCCAGGCCCUUAACAAGAUCGCUCCCAACAGCCCUUCGAGGCAGAACCCCUCCGAGCUUGAGACCAGCAUCGCUCAGGCUCUCUUCGACCUCGAGUCCAACACCUCCGACCUCAAGGUUGCCCUGCGACCUCUGCAGAUCGUCUCUGCCCGUGAGAUCGAGGUUGGCCACGGCAAGAAGGCUAUUGUCAUCUUUGUCCCCGUCCCUUCCCUGCAGGGCUUCCACCGCGUCCAGCAGCGUCUCACCCGUGAGCUCGAGAAGAAGUUCUCUGACCGCCACGUCCUGAUCCUCGCUUCUCGCCGCAUCUUGCCCCGCCCCAAGCGAUCCGCCCGCUCUCGCAACACCCAGAAGCAGAAGCGCCCCCGUUCGCGAACUCUCACUGCUGUCCACGACGCCAUCCUCGAGGAUCUCACCUACCCCGUCGAGAUCGUCGGCAAGCGCGUCCGCACCAAGGAGGACGGCUCCAAGCUCCUCAAGGUCAUCCUCGACGAGAAGGAGCGUGGUGGUGUUGACUACCGCCUCGACACCUACUCUGAGGUCUACCGACGUUUGACAGGCCGCAACGUCAACUUCGAGUUCCCUCAGAGCGGUCCCGCCGACUACUAAGUCUGUGCGUUACCUUUUUCGAGAUGAAAUAGAAGAAAUGACUAUUUUUCCCUGAUUCGGGCUGGGAGUGUUUUUCACAAAUGGUUGGUUGGUCAAAAAAGGGGCUUGGCGUCUUAAAGAAAGUAGCUUGAUAAAUGUUACAAGCAAGCUGCGUAUGAUUUGACAAGACAACUUAAACACUUCUUCCCGUCCAUGACUUCGUCCAAUUAUUGGGUAUCUAGAUCUAUCUCUCAUGUGCAUGCCUUUUCUAUCUUUAAUCGUGACUGAUGCGGCCAACUCCAAGCACACACCAAUAAGCCAGCUCCCUCCUUUCCUGAGCAUCCUUUUCCUUUGCAGAUGCUGCACCGACGUCUUGCUGAGAGUCAGGCUCCCAUUCCAUCCUCACAAACAUGGGUAUCUCCAGAAUAUCCUCAUCCUCCUUCAAUGGACUCUUGUCCUUUUGACCGUCAAGUCGGAGUGAAGCCGGAACCACUUCCAAGAUGAUGCUGACCCAGUUGCGCCCUCGCUCCCAAAUCUUACCGGCUUCAGGCUGACCACUGCUCUCUUCACCUUUUCGCUUUUUGUCUCUGUCAUCGUCCUUCAGAGCAUCAUCCCACAUAUCCGUGUUGGCAUCAAUAUCGAAUUGAGGACAGAGAAUAGUCACUUUGCUGGAGAACCUGCCAGGUGUACUGUUUGGCGUAGCAAGUGUGACCUUGAUUCCAUCGAACAAAGGGUUCUUGAAGGUUAUGAUGUAGUGAUGAGGGGUGAGGGGCUUGAGCGGUCGCUCUUCUAGAGUUUGAGGACGCUGCGUGGUAGGGACUGUUCCAGCUGUGGGGUUGAGAGGCUUGAUGGUGAUCGUAGGGAUAUACGACUUUGCGACAAGUCUGAUCUUGAACCGUGUCGACGUGACCUUAUUUUCUGGCUUGGAGAUAAUAUGCCGACACACAGAGCAACGCUUAGAGCGCUUCGUUCUGAGGAGAUGUGGUAUAGGCCGUAAACCAUCCUGGAAUCUCUGAACCUCUGCUUGUUCAAGGUUCUGCUGUAUAGUAGCCGUAGCAUCCCACCCCUCCUGGUGCAGUUUCUUGAUCUGAGCUGAUUCAUCCAGAUCCGCCAACUUCAGACCUUCCUCUGCCGAAAGAGCCUCACGCAUAACAUCUGAAGGACCAUUGCGCUUGCGGGCAUGUCCGUGACCAGUAUACAUAGCCAUGAUACGAGACAACGACGCUGCAGGCGAUCCAUAGCCGGUAGUGUCAUUCAGUGGAGAUAUGCCGCUCGAGGCAGCAUUUGUAUCUGCGAGCUGCGACUGGUAGAAUGACUUCAAAUUGGCAUACUGAAGAUCUGUAUCGACAUCGCUGUCGGCAAGAGGUGGCUCAUCUGGGUUCUCCUUGCGACGCUCCUUGAGUUCUUUCGCCGUGAGCUUGAGAUCUCCUCCAUUGUUGAUCUUGGAGAGCUGUGAGUGAAUACCGUUAGGCUUGUCAAACUUGAUGCCUAUCUCGGUGGAGGUCCAGUUGCAGUACUGGCAAUACAGUGCGUAUUGAGGCCCUGGGAUGUCGGCGCCAAGGUGUGACUGGUCUUUCUCCACAGGUGUUUCCAUAACCUGGAGAGGACCAAUACACACGGGACAUUGGUAACAGCUUCGGGUACAUCUAU
This is a messenger RNA of Fusarium odoratissimum NRRL 54006, 2352 nucleotides long. RefSeq names its product 40S ribosomal protein S7. Gene Ontology annotation, molecular function: structural constituent of ribosome. The record is from RefSeq and is a predicted model, not a curated record. The transcript is spliced from 3 exons. Bases 112 to 723 code for a protein of 203 amino acids. NCBI's taxonomy places the organism in Eukaryota, Fungi, Ascomycota, Sordariomycetes, Hypocreales, Nectriaceae. Gene Ontology annotation, cellular component: ribosome; small-subunit processome; 90S preribosome. Gene Ontology annotation, biological process: rRNA processing; ribosomal small subunit biogenesis; translation.